CAUCUCUUGUACUCUUCACAUUUCUUUGUCAAUAAGUAGUUCUCUCUUAGCCUAUAUCCCGCACUCUAAGACAGUAGUAUAGCCUAUCCAAACGCCGCCAUGAACGCUAAGGUCUUGCUCGCCCUCAUUCCCCUCCCUGCGUCUAGCGGUGUCAGUGCCUCUGUCACUACCAAGGCAUCUGGUAGCGCUUCGCCAACUGCCACUUCCUCACAUGCUACCAAGGUAUCGCCCGCCGCUUCCUCGCAGGAUACCAAGGUGUCAUCGGUCGCUUCCUCGCAGGACACUAAGGCGUCGCCUACUGCUUCCUCACAACCCACCAAGGCAUCUGGGACUGCGUCUAAGACCAGCAAGAACGGUGCUGGACAGCUCACUGCUGGUAUUGCGGCUGCCGCCGUCAUUGCUGUAGCCCAGUUCCUCUGAUAUCUUUUCAGUAAGCUUAUUCUACCUUGUGAAUUCGAUCAAACACGCUUUUGUUUUAAAGA
Messenger RNA from Linderina pennispora, 482 nucleotides. RefSeq lists its product as uncharacterized. The transcript is spliced from 3 exons. NCBI's taxonomy places the organism in Eukaryota, Fungi, Kickxellomycota, Kickxellomycetes, Kickxellales, Kickxellaceae. The record is from RefSeq and is a predicted model, not a curated record. Bases 100 to 420 code for a protein of 106 amino acids.